GGCAAUCAGGAGCAGGACUCGGAAGAAAAGGUGGCGGCAUGGCCGAAGUGCAGGUUGACGUGGUUCUUUGCAUGGUGGCUAUGCAUGCCGCACAUUGAAAGGAGAAUUGCAUGCUGGCCCCCAAGCCUCAGGGGGGGCCCCGCUCUGCCUGCCCAGGUGACCCUUUCGCAGGGAGACGUGUCCCCAGCCCUUCUCUGUCUCGGGUGCAAUGGGGACUUCCUAUCACAUUUGGCAUGCUGGCAGCAAGGCAAGCAGCUCGAAAAGCAGGAAGGCACGUCCAAUUGUGGUGAAAACAGCCAAGGACAAGAAGGAGUUCUUCGAAGCUCAGCCCUGCGUUUGGCAGCUACAGGAGGUCAAUUUCCACAUUGUUUGACUGCACUUCAUUCAUUACUGCCCUUUACAGCUCUUUAUGGUUUCUGCUGUGGCCGUGUUGCCCCGGGCGGGCUGCACCGCGUUACACACCGCCAGGCGACUUGGGAACCAGACCCAGCUCUUCCAGGCGCCAUUUCUCAGAGGAGGGAUCCCCUUGCUGCAGUGCUUACCCCCCGCCCGUCAAAACCGCAGCGUCAGAAUGGCCAGCAACAGCAACGUAAAGGAGCGCCGGCCAGCUGCUCCGGACACCAACAAUCGUCCAAAGAGGGGCAUCUCGGACGCGGAGGCUGCAGAGAGAAGGAACAAGCUCAAUAAGUCGGUGCCCUUGGGGGAUCGCUUAUUGACAGCCUCAAACCAGCUGCUGAAUGUAGUGGCUUAUCCAAUCGGGUUUGGCGUGCUGGCGGUCACGCUGCCGUUCAUCUGGGUGCGGCGGCUGUUCUACGAGGCAUUCAAAGAGCCCCAGGAUAUGACUGACAAGGUGGUGCUGAUUACAGGGGGGAGCUCAGGCAUUGGAGAGCACAUGGCAUAUGAGUACGCACGCUUGGGGGCCCGGCUCUCUCUUGUUGCCCGUCGCAAGGACAAGCUGCACGAAGUGGAGGCGAACUCUUGGGCUCUGGGCGCCCAUGAUGUCAUGAUUGUGGAGGCUGACCUCGGGGACGAGGCCGGGUGCAAGCUGGCGCUAUCCAAGACUCUCGAACAUUACGAUCACUUGGACUUGCUGGUAAACAACGCGGGCCUCUUCAACAGUUUCUACUUCGACGAUGCAAAGGACACCAAGGGCUUCCAGUCCAUUCUGGAUACCAACUUUUGGGCCGCCGUUAACCUGACGCAUCACGCUCUGCCCCACCUCAAGGCCAGCAAGGGCCAGAUCUAUGUGACCGUGUCCGUCUCCUCGAUUGCGCCUGUGCCCAUGAACACGCUGUACAACGCGUCCAAGUCUGCGGUCGCCAGUUUCUACCACACGCUCCGCAUUGAGUUGGGCGACAAGGUGCCGAUCACCAUGUUCUCCCCAGGCAUCGUCAAGUCCGAAAUGACGGACGGCAAGUUCAUCCAGCCGGACGGGCACGUGGCGGACUACGAGGAGGGCAUUCAAUUGCGCAGGCAAAAUGGGUUCGGCCUGAUCCCGCUCCUCCCGACUGCGCUCGCCGCCCGCGCUGCUGUCGACGCCACCCGCAAGCGCAAGCCUGACGUCAUUUUCCCCGUCUGGUACGGAUUGUUUGCUUAUUUCCGCCUCCUUGCUCCUGAGAUCUUGGAUCCCCUGUUGCGGUCGAUUCUUACGGGGAAGCCGUCUCCGUUGAAAAGGGUGCAAGAUGCGGUUGGGGGGGGCCUUGGCGAGCCUAACCAGCAGCAGUUGGAGAGGGGGGGUAUGCGGAAAGUUGGGGAGAAGGAUUCUGUAGAGGAGAAAAGCGGGGCGACAAAGUGAGUUGCGAAGAUCAGAGUGCCCUUUUUGAGAUAGAGCGAAGUAGAAUUGUAUAUAGGGUAUUGUGAGGCAAACAAAGACAGCGUUGACGGAUCGCGGCGUGGCACGUCGGGUAAUUGUGAACCUAGUCGGAUUCCAAAGUCGUCAAGUGUACAGGGCAGCCUGAAUGGCGUGGUAUAGUUCUGACGAUACGAACAGCAAUUUUCCCGACAAGACGUUUUUGAAUCUUCCAUGAGUUGACACGAGGUAAUCAGCGUCGCACUUCAUAUCUCGUCCCUUAGAUACUUGUAGCUGGUGAAAAUCAAAAGUUCCAUGUAACUGAUUACGAUGGUGAUAUAAACAUACUGCAAUCUGCCUG
Molecule: messenger RNA, 2150 nt
Organism: Klebsormidium nitens
Lineage: Eukaryota; Viridiplantae; Streptophyta; Klebsormidiophyceae; Klebsormidiales; Klebsormidiaceae
Source: the annotation of a GenBank genome assembly